AUGGCGCGCAAUCUGGACACCUGGCAGCGUAAUAUGAUUGUUCACAUGAUAAACAGCAAAAGCCGACUCACGACAUCACAAAUGGCCAAGCUUGCCAAAUGUAGCGAACGCUCUAUCACUAACAUACGCAAGAAGAUGCGGUUAUUUGGCAGUUCAAACCCUCCCACGAUCGUUCCCGGCCCACCACCGAGCAUCACUCCUAUGAUGCAGGACGCUCUUUGUGACCAACUUGCAGAAAGUCCUAGUCUGUAUAUCGAAGAAAUGACUAAAUUCCUUUGGGACGAGUUCAAUAUAGCACCGUCGUCAUCUAGCAUCCAACGUGCUCUUUCACGGGUCGGCUGGACCAAGAAGACAACUCGACAAAAAGCCAAAGAACAAAAUCCUCAACUGCGAGAUUUCUAUCAGCAUAAACUAUCCGAGUUUCGUUCGUAUCAACUUGUUUUCGUCGAUGAAUCUGGAUGUGAUAAACGGGUAGGACAUAGGCGGACUGGUUGGUCACCACUAGGAGUGGCACCUGUGCAGGUGGCCAAAUUUCAUAGGGGGCAGCGCUUCCAGAUAUUGCCCGCAUAUACUCAGGACGGAAUCUUGCUGUCUCGUAUAUUCAAAGGUUCAACGGAUGCGGUGCUCUUUGAGUCCUUUGUUAGGCAGCUCCUCCAGCACUGUGGGAGGUGGCCCGAGCCGAAGUCAGUGCUCAUCAUGGAUAACGCAUCUUUCCAUCACUCGAAUCGGAUCAAGCAACUAUGCUCUGAUGCAGGAGUCAGGUUGCUGUAUCUCCCCCGUAUUCUCCGGACUUUAACCCCAUAG
Molecule: messenger RNA, 804 nt
Organism: Penicillium chermesinum
Lineage: Eukaryota; Fungi; Ascomycota; Eurotiomycetes; Eurotiales; Aspergillaceae
Exons: 1
Coding region: 1-804 (267 amino acids)
Molecular function (GO): nucleic acid binding
Source: RefSeq, a predicted model, not a curated record